Messenger RNA from Pichia membranifaciens NRRL Y-2026, 2499 nucleotides. RefSeq lists its product as hypothetical. Gene Ontology annotation, biological process: protein stabilization; protein folding; cellular response to heat. Gene Ontology annotation, molecular function: ATP binding; ATP hydrolysis activity; ATP-dependent protein folding chaperone. The record is from RefSeq and is a predicted model, not a curated record. Gene Ontology annotation, cellular component: cytosol; protein-containing complex; plasma membrane. NCBI's taxonomy places the organism in Eukaryota, Fungi, Ascomycota, Pichiomycetes, Pichiales, Pichiaceae. The coding region runs from base 183 to 2297 and encodes 704 amino acids. The transcript has a single exon.
UUUAUAAGUUGGCCUCUUGUCCACUUUCUUGGCCGAUCUCAGCCCUCUUUCGCUUUGUUUGUUCUCUUCGCCCUUCUGUUUCUCCCUUUCAGGUAACGAAGAACAAACUUUUAUUUCUUGGAAUAUAGUUUAUACACUUCUUGUAUAUCACAUCGACCCACAUAUACAUCCAUAUAGCCAAAAUGUCGAAAACUGAAUCAUAUGAGUUCCAAGCUGAGAUUUCUCAGCUUAUGUCUCUUUUCAUUAACACUGUUUACUCGAACAAGGAAAUCUUUUUGAGAGAGUUGAUCUCCAAUGCAUCCGAUUCUCUUGAUAAGAUUCGUUAUCAAUCAUUGUCUGAUCCAAAGGUGUUGGAGUCUGAGCCAGAACUUUUCAUCAGAAUCACUCCUAAGCCAGAAGAAAAGGUUUUGGAAAUCAGAGAUUCCGGUAUUGGUAUGACCAAGGCGGAAUUGGUCAAGAACUUGGGUACUAUUGCAAAGUCUGGUACUAAGGCUUUCAUGGAAGCUUUAACUGCAGGUGCUGAUGUUUCGAUGAUUGGUCAGUUCGGUGUCGGUUUCUACUCUGUUUUCUUGGUUGCUGACAAGGUCCAAGUUAUCUCCAAGUCCAACGACGACGAACAAUACAUCUGGGAAUCCAACGCCGGUGGAAAGUUCACUGUCACCUUGGAUGAAACCAAUGAAAGAAUUGGUAGAGGUUCCAUCAUCAGAAUCUUUUUGAAGGAAGACCAGUUAGAAUACUUGGAAGAAAAGAGAAUCAAGGAGGUCGUCAAGAAGCACUCCGAGUUUGUCGCUUACCCAAUCCAAUUGGUUGUCACCAAGGAAGUUGAGAAGAAGGUUGAGGAAGAAGAAGAAAAGAAGGAAGAAGAAACUGAAGGCGACGACGAAAAGAAGCCAAAGGUUGAAGAAGUGAAGGAUGAAGAAGACGAAAAGAAGGAGGAAAAGACUGUCAAGGAAUUGGUUACUGAGACUGAAGAAUUGAACAAGACCAAACCUCUUUGGACCAGAAACCCUUCUGAAAUCACUCAAGAUGAAUACAACGCUUUUUACAAGUCCAUCUCCAACGAUUGGGAAGACCCAUUGGCGGUUAAGCACUUCUCUGUUGAAGGUCAACUAGAAUUCAAAGCUAUCUUGUUUAUUCCAAAGCGUGCUCCGUUCGACUUGUUCGAGUCUAAAAAGAAGAAGAGUAACAUCAAGUUGUACGUUAGAAGAGUUUUCAUCACCGAUGAUGCUGAUGAGUUAAUCCCAGAAUGGUUAUCUUUCGUCAGAGGUGUUGUUGAUUCCGAAGAUUUGCCAUUGAACUUGUCUCGUGAAAUGUUGCAACAAAACAAGAUCUUAAAGGUCAUCAGAAAGAACAUUGUCAAGAAAUGUAUUGAAACUUUCAACGAAAUCUCCGAAGAUAAGGAACAAUUCGACAAGUUCUACCAAGCCUUCUCUAAGAACAUCAAAUUAGGUAUUCACGAAGACCCACAAAACAGAUCAUCUUUGGCUAAGUUGUUGAGAUUUAACUCAACUAAGUCUUCCGAAGAAAUGACUUCAUUGUCUGACUACGUCACUAGAAUGCCAGAACAACAAAAGAACAUUUAUUUCAUUACUGGUGAAUCAUUAAAGGCUGUUGAAAAGUCUCCAUUUUUGGAUGCUCUAAAGGCUAAGGGUUUCGAGGUCUUGUUCCUUGUUGACCCAAUUGAUGAGUACGCUAUGAACCAAUUGAAGGAAUUCGAAGACAAGAAGCUUGUUGAUAUCACUAAGGAUUUCGAAUUAGAAGAAACUGAAGAUGAAAAGAAGAAGCGUGAAGAAGAAAUCAAGGAGUUCGAACCAUUAACUAAGGCAUUAAAGGAUAUUCUUGGUGACCAAGUUGAAAAGGUUGUUGUUUCCCACAAAUUGGUUGACUCUCCAGCUGCUAUCCGUACUGCCCAAUUUGGUUGGUCCGCUAACAUGGAAAGAAUCAUGAAGGCACAAGCUUUAAGAGACACCUCAAUGUCUUCUUACAUGUCCUCUAAGAAGAUUUUCGAAAUCUCUCCAUCUUCCCAAAUCAUCAAGGCAUUAAAGACCAAGGUUGAAGAAAAUGGUCCAGAUGACAGAGUCGUGAAGAACUUGACCACUUUGUUGUACGACACUGCAUUGUUGACCUCUGGUUUCUCACUUGAAGAACCAACAUCAUUCUCAAAGAGAGUUAACUCUUUAAUUGCAUUAGGUUUGAACAUCGAAGACGAUGACGAAGAGGCUGAUGUCGAUGCUGCUCCAUCUGACAAGCCAGCUGCUGCUGAAGAAGCUGAAUCUGCUAUGGAAGAAGUCGAUUAAAAAAGUACAGCACGGCUUUCAUGUAGAUUUAUAUCAGGGUAAUCUAGUUAAUGUUUGAUAAUAAUUUAAAUUCGUUUCAAUUUUAUAAUAAUGUUUAUACAGUCAUAAGAAAAUCUGGCCUCGUUCAGAUUAUCGUGUUUCUCCGGAUUGUCCAUUCCGUCUGCUGAUGAUUUUUAGGACCAUAAUUUUCAAUCAUCAUCGU